AUGGCCCCUCUUGAUGAUGUCCAGGUCGGUGACCUGGUAAACGUGCCCGGUGGCAUGUACGGAACAGUCAAAUUCUUGGGUUCGGUGGCGGGAAAACCAGGCCGCUUCGCGGGCAUCGAACUGAGCUCUGAGCAUGCCGCUCGAGGAAAGAACAACGGCGAUGUGGAUGGAAGAAAAUACUUUACAACUUCUAUACCAGGCUCGGGUAUCUUCGUGCCCAUGAACAACAGCAAGUAUGUCACACGACGAUCUACAUCCUUGUCGGCCAGCAGCUAUGGCGGGCCUCCCACCACUCCUUCGCGGGGUCCGGCCAAUUUCAGCAAGUCAGUUGGUCCUGCGUUGACUACGCCUCGUCCCCGAAUGCGCCGUCCGUCUCUUCCGCGUCCCGAAUCACCGCGUAUCGCUCCUCCAAAACUCAGCCUCGGCGGUCUACGUACACCAUCCGCCGCCUCCAAGUCAUCCAUGUCCAAUGGGUACCCAAGAAGCCCUGUCAAGGCACCCUCUAGGUUGUCGGACCGGCCUUCGUCGCGGAUCAGCAUGGAUGACGAUGCCUCGUCAUAUGGCAGACCCUCCGAUAGUCAUCGGGCUUCGUCAUCGGAGAUUCAAGAUCUGAAGGACCAGAUCAAAAGCUUAGAAAGGCAACUGCUAGACCGGGAUAAGCAGCUGAACGAGCAAUCUAAUAUGUUGGGGGAGGUCCAGAAAACCUUGGAGGAAAUGGAGGGAAUCGAUGCCCUUUCCGUCCGAACUCAACUUCAUUUCCGAAGCACCCUCGACACUCUGGAGAUAGCUGCAUCCGAGACUGAGCGUGUUUAUGAGCAGCGUCUUGACGAGCUCAUGCAACAAAAUAAAGAGCUGCAAGACCGUGGCGAGGAUGUAGAGAUCGUUGCGCAACAGCUUAAGCAGUUGGAGGAGCUGGUCUCUGAGCUUGAAGAAGGACUCGAAGAUGCUAGGCGAGGAGAAGCCGAAGCCAGAGCGGAAGUUGAGUUCCUUCGGGGUGAAGUGGAGAGAACCAAGAUCGAACUGAAGAGAGAGCGAGACAAUGUGGCCGCAGCGCUGAAGGAUGCUCAUUCUUCAUCCGAUGGCUACAGCAACUCACAACAACUGGAGCAGAAGGAUGAUGAGAUUCGGGGCCUGAAAGCCAUCAUUCAUUCUCUGAGCCACGGAAACCCCAACGCCAUAAACGCAAAUGAGAUCAACUUGGAUCACCAAAGUGAGCACCACGAGCAGGUUGCUCGCCUCGAACAACGCCUGCAGGAGGCCGAGGGAUCCGCCGAGCAUAAGAACAGCCGAAUUGAAGAACUCGAGCGGCAGUUGGAAGAGCUUCGAUUGAGCACUAGUAAUGUAAGUCGCAACCGCAGCUCAACGGUGACUCCCUCGCCGCCGCCGCAGCAAAGACCUUCGAACUCGGGUAGCAUCACUGCAAACGAUACUAACCACGCACAUCGUCUCUCUGAUCGUACCGUGGUUCCCAAUGACUGGCACGAUGCCCAUCAGAGCCUCCGCCGGCUGGAAUCUAUGCCCGAGUCGGAACGUUCUUCUGAUGACGAUGCUUUGUGGUGUGAGAUAUGUGAGACUGGCGGACACGACAUCCUUAAUUGUACCAGCAUGUUUGGCUCAGGAGUUGGGAAGAAGGUGGCUCAGAAUGGGAAAGCUCCGGAGCCUCCUGCCGAGCAGCCCGUAGAGGCGCCGGAAGCUGGUCACGAGAUCCCCCAGGAGAAUGACAACCACGAAGAUGAUGAAGACGAUGUGCCAGCCCAGAAGACUGGCCGGGAUGUCGUCCUCGAAGGACUCAGAGGCAUUAGUGGUCUGGGGGCUUCCAUGUCCCCCAUCGCCGGCAAGUCAUCUGGAGUCAUUGACGAGUCGAAGUGGUGUGCUCUGUGUGAGCGAGAUGGCCACGAGAGCAUCGACUGUCCUUUUGAUGAAUAA
Molecule: messenger RNA, 1926 nt
Organism: Penicillium maclennaniae
Lineage: Eukaryota; Fungi; Ascomycota; Eurotiomycetes; Eurotiales; Aspergillaceae
Product: CAP-Gly domain containing linker protein BIK1
Exons: 3
Coding region: 1-1926 (641 amino acids)
Source: RefSeq, a predicted model, not a curated record